Harpegnathos saltator (Jerdon's jumping ant) is the source of this 1218-nucleotide messenger RNA. Its product is annotated as A-kinase anchor protein 14. Gene Ontology annotation, cellular component: cAMP-dependent protein kinase complex. Lineage: Eukaryota; Metazoa; Arthropoda; Insecta; Hymenoptera; Formicidae. The transcript has 4 exons. Gene Ontology annotation, molecular function: protein kinase A regulatory subunit binding. Bases 1 to 630 code for a protein of 209 amino acids. The record is from RefSeq and is a predicted model, not a curated record.
AUGAUUACACGAAAGAAGCAGUCGGUAUACAACGUGCAGUUUGCGACGAAAGACCAAUAUGUCGGGUCUUGUUCGGCUCAAGACAUAACGCGCUUUACGAGAAGAUUCAUCGACUCCAUAAUCACCACAGCGAUAAGGAUUACCACUCUCAUGGAACAGCAAUCCCAUCAUGAUAAAUCUGUCCCGACAAAUUCGCUCAUCUACCCCUAUAUAAAGUGGCCCACAUGUGGCAAUAUCAAUGUGCGAAACGCCAAGCAAUGUGUGAAAAAAGAAAUGGCCAGAUGGAACAAACUACCGGUGAACACAAUUUUCAGCAAUUUACAGGCUUUGAAGAGUUGGAUGUUCCACGUAGAGUUCAUCGGCCUCCGUAGAGAAGGGACUGUCGAAUUUUACACAUAUCAAGUUCUCUGGAGCAUACCCACACCAGCAUACCCGGAGCCAUAUGUGACCGUCAGCGUGUUCUUCCACAUCGCGGCGAGUCGCGUGCAGCCGCCGCACUUUCCAGUCGACGUCUCGUAUGUGUUCGAAGGGCACCAGUUUGCUCAUCGCUUGGACAUGGUAUUUAGACCGAAGUGGCUGUACGAUGUUCUCGAUAUGAAGACCAUGUUGUUCAAAACAUUCACGUUUUGAGAUGUACUUAUGUACGCGACUCUUCAGUACGUUGCAAAUUAAUCUGUCUUCUUUAACUAGACAUAUAUCUAAAGUUGUAAACAGGGAACAGAUCACAAAGUCUCAAGUCACACGGGUAUUAAAAUGAUUUUUGUCGUCGGAACUAAGUGUGAAUCUCUCUGUGAGUCUGGAGGACCUAAAGCUAGAAGCACCCCCUGAGAGACGGGGCAUCGCAGUUCUGAUUUUUUCAUGCACAUGUCGCGUCGCGGAACGGGUGCAGCUUUUCUACAGAGACUUUUGAGCGCCUGCAUCGUGCAGAAUGUCGUAAAAGUAAGAGUGUCGGGUUUCCGCGAACCGGGCACGCGCCGGCCGCAAUCUGGUCCGGCACCGGACGCCGGUUCACUCCGCUCGCUUAAACAAUAGGAGCAGGUGAUACCCCCAUAAGAGAAUAUGCACCAUACCGCCGUGCCGUUCUCAAUCGCACGUUUACGACAUUCGCAUUACACCGUUAACACCGCCCGUUGAAAUUUAGCAUUUUUUUGUGUUCACAGAAGUAUGAAUUUUUCUCAACGUAUAUUUCAUCUCCCUCUUUCACUCUCUGUCUCGCUC